Molecule: messenger RNA, 516 nt
Organism: Condylostylus longicornis
Lineage: Eukaryota; Metazoa; Arthropoda; Insecta; Diptera; Dolichopodidae
Exons: 2
Coding region: 1-516 (171 amino acids)
Source: RefSeq, a predicted model, not a curated record
AUGAAAGAAACUACAACAACACCCAGAGGAAUAAGAUGGGGAAUAAUGGGUCGUCUUGAAAGCCUCGAAUAUGCCGACGACGUUGCCCUGCUGGCCCAAUCACAUAGUGACAUGCAGAGAAAAAUUAACCUUCUGAGUGAGAAAGCCAGAGUAGCUGGUCUACGAAUCAACAUAAAGAAAACGAAAUCACUCAGAAUUAAUAGUAGAAACAAUGAGCAGUUUAAGAUUAACGAAACGCCAAUCGAAGAUGUCACGAGGUUCAACUACCUUGGUAGUAUAAUUACUACAGAUGGGGGAGCUGAAGAAGACAUAAAUAAUAGAAUUGGAUUGGGUAGAGCAGCGUUUGGCCUUCAAAUAAAAAGAAGAAAAUGGCGAUGGAUAGGCCAUACCUUGCGGAGACCAUCUGAGGCAAUCGCUCGACAGGCUCUUGAGUGGAAUCCACAGGGUAAGCGUAGAGUGGGAAGACCUCGAACAACCUGGCGACGAACUGUGGAAAAAGAACCUGGGCACAGAUAA